CCUAUUAUUAUGGAUAUAAGAAGGUAGAUGGAUCAGUUCUUCAUCCGCACAGAAAUGUGUCAUGCCGGUGAUGGCGGGGUUCGAGACUCCUAACAACUGUAAAUGUCGGAAGGGACUCAAUUUGCAUAGCAAACAUAGUUCAGCCGACAAAACUUCAGCACGUUCAUCACUUUGGUGUCAGAAAAUAUUGUCGGGGUCGGCCCAGAAAAAGUUGAAAUGGGCAACAAAAAAUUAUGCAUGGGCCCAAGCUCAAUUAUUUUCCCUCCAUAGAGCGAAAGAUUCCCAACCACACGAAUGACCACCUCAGACGUUGUCGUCAUCAUCUUCUUCCACGUUCCUUUCAGCUCUGUUCAGAGUAGAGCAGAGAGCGGUAGCAGAAGAAGAAGGAAGGGAGGUGGUGGUCUGGGCGUUGAUGGCGCUCGCAAGCUGCAAUCUCACGGCUUACUUCAGCCGCUUCAGCCCUCAGGCUGAGGCCUCUUCUCAGCCCUCGCUUUUCAAGUCCCUCAAGCCCCCACUUUUUUGGCCAUGGGAAAAGGUGAAGAUAGGCCCGAUGAGCGUAUCGCCAAUGGGGUUCGGGACAUGGGCAUGGGGGAACCAGCUUCUGUGGGGUUAUCAGGAGUCGAUGGACUCCGAGCUUCAAGAAGUGUUCGACUUGGCUGUGGAGAAUGGGAAUAACCUUUUCGAUACUGCUGAUUCUUACGGGACUGGGAAGCUUAACGGGCAGAGCGAAAAGCUUCUCGGGAAGUUCAUAAGAGAUGCUGAAGGGAAACAAAAGGUUCGGGAUGAGAUCGUGAUCGCUACGAAGUUUGCAGCAUAUCCCUGGCGCCUCACACCCGGGCAGUUCGUAAACGCCUGCAAGGGCUCACUGGAGAGACUUCAGAUCGAGAAAAUUGGGAUCGGGCAGUUACACUGGUCGACUGUGAAUUACGCACCUCUACAGGAGCUAGCUCUUUGGGACGGUUUAGUGGCGAUGUACGAGAAGGGUUUAGUUCGGGCGGUCGGGGUGAGCAAUUACGGACCAAAGCAGCUUGUGAAGAUACACGAUUACCUUCAAGCACGGGGAGUUCCCCUUUCUUCUGCUCAGGUGCAGUUUUCGCUGAUCAGUAUGGGAGAAGAUCAGUUCGAAAUAAAGAGCAUCUGCGAUUCUCUGGGUAUUCGUUUGAUUGCAUAUAGCCCUCUUGGCCUCGGAAUGCUGACGGGGAAGUAUUCGCCCUCAAACUUACCGAGUGGACCACGUGCCUUGCUUUUCAGGCAGAUCCUUCCCGGAUUAAAGCCUUUGCUGAGUUCCCUUGAGGAGAUUGCGAGGAGGCGGCAAAAAACUAUCCCACAGGUCGCUUUGAAUUGGUGCAUCUGCAAGCGAGCAAUCCCAAUACCCGGAGUCAAGACAGUCAAGCAAGUACAGGAAAACUUGGGUGCUUUGAGUUGGCGCCUCAGCAACGAUGAAUUGCUCCAACUGGAAUCUGCUGCAAGGGAGUCUCCUACGAAAAUGAUCCAGAACAUCUUUCAGACAAGAUAG
This is a messenger RNA of Punica granatum (pomegranate), 1516 nucleotides long. Lineage: Eukaryota; Viridiplantae; Streptophyta; Magnoliopsida; Myrtales; Lythraceae. The record is from RefSeq and is a predicted model, not a curated record.